AAAUUCAAAAAAGGAUCCGUAGGUAAGACUUACAUAUUAAAGUUUUUUUUUGUCACAAGAGAGAUCAUCAACUUUCUUCAUAGAGCCACCAAACUUACUACUUCCAUAAAGAGGUGGAGCGUGGGUCCGACGUGGCAUAUAGCCGUUACAGUCCCACACGGCCGUUUUAAUGCUUACGUGGCACUCCUUUUUAAAUUUUUCUUCUCCCAUAGCUGUUAGUAAUUAUUAUAUUUUAAA
This is a messenger RNA of Arabidopsis lyrata subsp. lyrata, 237 nucleotides long. RefSeq lists its product as uncharacterized. Lineage: Eukaryota; Viridiplantae; Streptophyta; Magnoliopsida; Brassicales; Brassicaceae. The record is from RefSeq and is a predicted model, not a curated record. The transcript has a single exon. The annotation marks the transcript as partial.